CCCUCCACAUUUUUCCUUCUCCAUGUGUCCCAAUUAGCAAAAGCCAAUUGAUUCAAUUGCACUCUAACACAAUGAUCUGCAAUACUUGUCGCCGCGCAGCAAUGCGCUCUGCUCGUCUGCCUCUGCGCACACUUGUCCGCGCUCCUACAACCAUCACCCGCAUUACAACACAAAUACCUACAUCAACGCCCCGAAGACUUCUCUCGACUUCUACCACUCGGUUCUCCGCUGCCGUUGAGGAAGAGCCCGAUCUGCCUUCCAUGAGCCCCGCCGAGUCUGCCAUCGCCGAGAUACUCUCCGAGAAGCUUCAACCCACUGAACUACUUGUCCAAGAUGUCUCGGGUGGUUGUGGGAGCAUGUACGCCAUCGAUAUCACAUCCCCUGCUUUCAAGGGUCAGACAAUCCUUAAGCAGCAGCGUAUGGUGAAUGCUGCUCUCGGAGAUCUUGUCAAGGGCUGGCACGGCGUUCAGAUCAGGACCAAGGUCCCUUCUGCUUAAGCGCAGUUAGGGUAUACAACGGCGAAAACUGGUGGAGGUACGGGAUGAGACGAUUGUACGACUAUUGAGAUUGCUAGAGUUCGGGACGACACGAAUGGGAAGACAUACCGGUUCUAUAAUCGCGUAAGAUUUAGAUCAUGUUGCGGCUCAGCAGCGAAUGGAUCAAUUGAGCCUUUAAAUCGACAGGCUGCUGUAUAAUAGAGAAACAGAGGAACAAUGCAUGGGAAUCACGGCCGAAAUCUCAGCUAUGGGGCAAAGCAUAAAAAUAUCAUUCAUCGUCAAAACACAUACCUGUCAGAUGCAGCCGUUCGGUGGUGACUUCAGUUCUGUAUUUGUGUCACAUGCAUUGUCCGAUUUCAUUCCGACUGAAUGUGCCGGAUACAGCCUCGAGGGAUGAGUGCGUUUGUGACUCAGGCCGAGGGACCUGCCAUACCUGCAAAAAGUUUCUAGGUGGCGAGCCAAUUCACUAUCGAAAGAUUCUGUGACUCCUCAGGGCUAUCGUUGAGUCCAGUGGACGUAGUCUGUCGCUUUGUCCAGUGGCUGAGGCUUGAGAAGCACUCACUCCAAGUGAAGCUGGACGUUUUGAAACAGCACAGAUCAGAACUACCACAAAGAUAAGUUGAAUGGGUAUAUUAUAAC
Messenger RNA from Fusarium odoratissimum NRRL 54006, 1136 nucleotides. RefSeq lists its product as uncharacterized. Bases 72 to 497 code for a protein of 141 amino acids. NCBI's taxonomy places the organism in Eukaryota, Fungi, Ascomycota, Sordariomycetes, Hypocreales, Nectriaceae. The transcript is spliced from 2 exons. The record is from RefSeq and is a predicted model, not a curated record.